Molecule: messenger RNA, 1715 nt
Organism: Jatropha curcas
Lineage: Eukaryota; Viridiplantae; Streptophyta; Magnoliopsida; Malpighiales; Euphorbiaceae
Product: Dof-type zinc finger DNA-binding family protein
Biological process (GO): regulation of DNA-templated transcription
Molecular function (GO): DNA binding; DNA-binding transcription factor activity
Source: RefSeq, a predicted model, not a curated record
AGAGUAGAGUAGUCCACAGCAUCAACAAAGCUUAUAGAUGAAGAAAGUUCCGUCCACUCAAAACCCUAAAAUAUAAAACAACAAAAAGAGAUUAGAAUGAGAGAAUAAAAGAGAGAAAAAUAAGCAAAAGCCUCCCUCUUAUCUUUCCUUCACCUUCCCCUUUAAUUCUCUUUUCUUUUCUUUUCUUUUCUUUUCUUUCUUUGCUUUCUUGGCUCUGGUAUUCUCUUAUUGUGAUUCUCCACCAUAUUUUCUUUCCUAAAGACCCAUCAAACUUUAUAAAAAGAAAAAAAAAAAAAAAGAUCAAAAAAAUAACUAUGGUUUUCUCUUCAGUUCCAGUCUAUUUAGAUCCUCCUAACUGGCAACAGAACCCAAAUCAGCAAGGAGGAGCUACAAAUGAAAAUCCUCACCUUCCACCUCUUCCACCACCACCUCCUCCUCAUGUCAGCGGUGGCGGUAGCGUUACUGGUUCAAUUCGACCGGGUUCAAUGGCUGAUCGAGCCCGAUUAGCCAAAAUACCACAACCAGAGACAGCCCUAAAGUGUCCAAGAUGUGAAUCUUCAAAUACCAAGUUUUGCUAUUUCAAUAAUUAUAGUUUAUCUCAACCUCGCCACUUCUGCAAAACAUGCCGGAGAUACUGGACCAGAGGCGGCGCCCUUAGAAAUGUCCCGGUUGGUGGUGGUUGCAGGAGAAACAAGAAAAGCAAAAGCCAAAAUAACUCAAAAUCCCCAGUUUCUAGCAGCGAAAGACAAAUGGGUACAAAUUCAAACUCAACGAAUUCAGUUCCAUCGGAUAUGAUCACUCAAUUAACUCCACAACCUAACCAAUUACCUUUCAUGGCCUCCUUACAUAACCUUACUGCACAAUUUGGUGUUGGAAAUAUUGGGCUAAACUUUACUGGUGUCAACGGACAAACUGAUAUGGGAUUUCAUAUAGCAAGCAAUAAUUCAGGUAUGAAUAGUGCCAUUUUAUCAGGUGGAGUGCAACAAUUUCCUUUCUUUGAGCCACCAACGAACGGAUUAUACCCAUUUCAAAGUGAAAGUGUUCAUGAACAAACAUCGGGAGGGGAGAGCCAGCUCGGAGCAAUGAAUAGUUCAAGUUCUAGGGUUUCUCAGUUUGCUCCAGUUAAAACGGAAGAUAAUAAUCAAGGAUUAAAUUUGUCGAAGCCAUUUUUGGGUAUUUCAGAAAGUAAUCAAUUUUGGAGUGGAAAUACAUGGACAGAUUUAUCAGGUCUCAACUCUUCUUCCAGUAGCCAUCUCUUAUAAUAUUUGAAAUGUGAAGCCGCUCCAUGCUUACUUACAUAAGUUACCACUAAAUACUACAUAUAUAGCACUAGCUAGUGACAAUUGACACAGAAUUAAGUUGCACGCAAGUUCUUCUAUUCAACCAAGCUACUUAACUUAUGGCAAGUUUCAACUUGAGGCUUGAGGUCAAUGAGAGAAAAUCUGCAUCUUGAUCAUUGUCGGAUCGAUUUGGAAGAAUCAAGAAAUGGUACUAGAAUGUUUUUAUUUUAAAUUUUGCUAUUUCUUUUUCUUUUUUCUUUUUUUUGUUUGUUUCAGUUGUGUGUUUUUAGUAUUUAUUUUAUGGGCUUGUUCAAGUUUGUGUGUGUGUGUGUAAGAAAGAGAGAAGAAGCGAGGAGAAUGGUGUUUGUUGUUUCUGACAUGAUUAUAUCACAAUGAGCUAGUCUCAUUAUAUAUAACUUAUAUUAAUUUGUCAAA